CCAACAGAUGGUGCUAUCAGCACUAAUGGAUGCUACUAUAAGUUUUUCUUCAAUAUGGCGCAUGUUCGGGACAGUGACACGUCGUUGUGGUUACAUAAUAAGCUUGGAACAAGUAAUGAUUUAUGGUCAGGCGGGUCAAUUUGUUCACAAUUAAAUCAAGACGUACUGAGGAACAUAAGGGAAUGCUUUAUUGAGCUACAGUCCCAAGUAAAGUUAAAAUUAUUGUUGUCUUUUCUACAUAUUCCCCGGCGCAACGUUGAUGAGUGGCAAGUUGAAUUGGAAGAAAUCCUAGAGGUAGCUCUAGUAGACAGUGACCAGUGGGUCUCUAUGUUAGCAGAAUUAUUGAAAACGUACUGCAGUACAGGGAUGUUGAAUUUCAAGAUUGAGGAAAAUACAACAGUAUUUAUUGAUCUAAUUACAGAACUGAAGAAACUAGUUAGAAAACACAGUGACCAAGCCAUCCUUCCGAUGGAAUGCUUAUACUUGAACAGAAGUGCACUGACUGCUGUGGUUGGCCAACCGUUACAGCUUCUCAAGCACUUUGCACUAAAACGAAAACCUAAGUCUGCUGCUUUAAGAGCUGAACUGUUGCUGAAGUCCAGUGAAGCAGCAUCAAACAUAAAAAAAAUGCCUUUAACACCAUCAGUUCCGAUACGUUGCAGAGGAUUGUCCAAGAAUCUCUUGGAUGCAACACCGUUAAAAGGAAUUCCGAGUCGAGUACCGUCAGGAGGAUUUAGACCAGCACAAAGUGGGAUAAAUAGAUUGGGAGCUGCUCCACCAUUAGGAAGAACACUCUCCAGGCCUCCAGCUGGUAGGAAGGAUGGUGGGAUAAAGCUUUUAGACAUCAAUGAACAACCAAUAGGUUAUGGGAGAGAUGCCAAGAGAAGGAAGAAGCAACCUGAAAAUGAAACUGCUGAGCAACGCAAAGAAAAAGAUCCUAACCAGCCGCUAACGAUGGCAAACCCAUCCACACCAGACUACGCAGCAGGCUUACUGUCUUCUUCAUCUCAGUUGUCGGCAAGUGUAAUUGGAACAUCCACAAACAACACGUACCUUCCACCUAUUUCCUUGUCAACCAGUGGUGGACCAUCAGCUACAGGAAAUGCUACACCUGCCACUAACCAGGCAAGAGAGAAUUUCCAGCAAACUCUACAGUCAAUGAACACUCAACUGCAGGUUUCUCCUCCGUCUCAGGAACCGGCAAGGGUACAGCAACCGCAGGCUUCGGCAUCUGUAACGGCUAGGACGGCUACUAUUGGCAGUUUGGCUUCCAUGGGAGGAAUGACUGUGCAAGUUCACAUUCCAGGCUCUCAAACUCAGCAGGUUGGCCAACCACAGCCACAGGCUCCACCUCAGUCAGCAGUUCUUCAGCAACAAUCCCAGAAGAAAAACUUGUCUUUAUCUAAAGAGCAGAUGUUAGAAGCACAAGAAAUGUUUAACAAUUCCAAUAAGGUGACAAGACCAGAGAAAGCUCUCAUCUUGGGUUUCAUGGCUGGCUCAAGAGAAAAUCCAUGUCCUCAUCUCGGGAGUAUCGUAACCAUAAAACUGAGUGAAAAUGAAGAAACUAUUGUUCAAACUAAUGGAACUCUUCAAACUUUUAUUGUAGAAACACAUUUUCAGAUGAAUUAUAGCACUGGAGAGUGGAAACGUGUUAAAAAGUUCCAAAAACUGGAUGAGUGAUGUUUUAUUUUACUCUUGAUGUAUUUACUAUGUUAUUGGCCAUAACAUUAAAGGUGGAUAAAUAGAUAGAUAUUGCUAAGGGAAAUCACUGAAUGAUUACUUUGUAAAUAAAUGCAAUAUUUUUGUAAUAAAUUGAAUAUGUUUUCCAAAGUUAUGAGUCUCCAUAAUGGUUUACCAUUAUGAAAAUCUCUUAACUCCACAAAAACUUACGUUUUCCUAUUUUUUUGUUUUUCAGGCUUGUAUAAUUUUGCAAGUAAGUUUAGUUUUAAAAUUGAACGUGCUUUCUUGAAGAGUAUUCACUAUUAGCUUGUUUUUGUCGCACUGAUUAAAUCAUUUCAGUUGUAAAUAGAAAAAAACUUGUUGUAUUUUUGUUUUCAGAUGUUUAUUUCGUUAGGCACUUUCUCUGACCCCAAAACUCGUUUUUUUUCAUCUUGCCUGUAUAGUUUAUCCCUCUCAAACCAGGUAGAAAUGAGGAAUGUUUCAAAUGAAAUACAUGCUAUUAAUUCAGAUAAAUGUGUCAUCACGUGAUUAUACAUCCAAGUUAUGGUAUUGUGAUCUAUAACUAUACUUUGAAAAUUGUUUAUUGUAACAAAUAUUGUUGUGACUAAGAUGUUGUAUUUCAUACCCGAGAUCUGAUUUCACUCUAAUUUUGUUUUAGAAUUUUAAAACCUACUUGUCAAUAGUUUCGGAAAUAAAACAGUAUAGUAAUUUGAACAUCAGUUAUUUCUUAUUAAUUUGAAUAUAGUUUCUAGUAUUUUGUACAUCCUUUAAUCUUUCGUCAGUAAUUUGUACAUCUUUCAAUAAUAAUGUCCACAUAAUUUAAUCCUCUAAUAAUUAUUAUAGCAUCUUUAAUGUUUUAGCAUUAUUGACCUCUGUGCAACUUUUAAUACCUAAUAAUUAGCACAUUCUUUACUCCGUAAUUGUUUGAACCUCCUUUCAUCCUUUGGCAUUUAAGUCUCUUCCAAAUGUACUUCAUUUAUUGCUUAGUAAUUAGAAACGUUAAUAACAAUAAUUUAUAAUAGUUUAAUUGCUCUUUCAUUCUUGAUAACUUAAGUCUUCUUUAUUUCAUAGUAAUACUAAAAUACUUCAUUUUGUAAUAAUUCAAUUAUCUUUUAAUCCUUAAUAAUUAAAGCUUUUUUAUUUAUCAAUUUGUAAUAGUUUGAUUAUCGUUUAAUAUGAGUAUGCUCUGUUUCUUUGAAAUUUGUAAAUCCUCUAACCUAUAAUAAUUUUGAAUAUGCAUUAAACUUUGUAAUGAGAACGAGAGCAUCAAAAAUAUACCUUUUUUUCUUUAGUUACUGAGAGCAUAAUUUUAUCAUUCCAUUAACUAUGUGAAAUUUCAUAAAUAUUCAAUGACGGGAAGGCAGAGAUAACAUUGUUGAAAUCCGUAUAUAUUGAUUUAAAUUGUUAUUGCUUUAACUAUUAAAUUGCUCUGAUGCAUUUGAA
This is a messenger RNA of Limulus polyphemus (Atlantic horseshoe crab), 3123 nucleotides long. It is a transcript of the gene Nelf-A, whose product is annotated as negative elongation factor A-like. The transcript is spliced from 11 exons. The record is from RefSeq and is a predicted model, not a curated record. Gene Ontology annotation, cellular component: NELF complex. Lineage: Eukaryota; Metazoa; Arthropoda; Merostomata; Xiphosura; Limulidae. The coding region runs from base 55 to 1680 and encodes 541 amino acids. Gene Ontology annotation, biological process: negative regulation of transcription elongation by RNA polymerase II.